Messenger RNA from Trypanosoma conorhini, 837 nucleotides. RefSeq lists its product as uncharacterized. The coding region runs from base 1 to 837 and encodes 278 amino acids. The transcript has a single exon. The record is from RefSeq and is a predicted model, not a curated record. NCBI's taxonomy places the organism in Eukaryota, Euglenozoa, Kinetoplastea, Trypanosomatida, Trypanosomatidae.
AUGCGCCGGCUCCGCUUUCCGGUGGCUGGCUUUGUGCAGGCGGGGUUGCGCCACCGUGGCCUUCGCUGGGGCACCACAGCGACUGGCAGUGAGCCCCACCCCGAGGCGGAGGCUUCCGCUUCCCCCUCAGCGCCCUUGGACGGCGACGCCCAUUCCGUGAUGGAGCGGGCCUCGGAGGCCCGCAGGGAAAUUCACGCACUGUGGACGUCCACAGAGGCGGCGGCGGACCCGCAGGAGCGCGUGCGAGGCGUGGCGUCAAUCAUUGCGAAGUACAACCUCGACCCCGCGACUCCGCGUGAGAAGGAUGUGAGCCGUGGGCUGGGGGACGCCUUUGACCGGCUGCUGCUGCUUUGCCUUCCGUUGGGCAAAGCCGCCACAAACGGCACCGGCGACUUGGAGCUUCUCAUGCACCUCGCCGGGCGAAAUGGCAGGGAGUUGUCGGUGCGCACCAUUCAGCACCUCUUCGCCCGUACGGACUCCUUUAGCGAGGCGCUGGCCGUUUUCUACGCCAUGCGCCGCUGUCACGUGGCCAUGAACAUGGAGGCCUACUACGCCAUGCUGUACUCGUUGCAGCGACUCGAGGAGGAGGGCUGGGCGCAGCGCUUCCGCGAGGAGUGUGAGGGGCAGGCGGGGAGGGUCUCAGAGCAGGCGAUGGACUUUGUGCUGCGAGGGGUCGAUAAUGCACUUCUGCCAGAGAACAAGCCCUGGCUUGGCCGGGUGAUGUUUGGCGACCGCGACACCCCGGCGCAGCGACGCACGGCCUCUGACUAUGACGCCUUGAGCGCCAUGUGGACGGAGCGCUACAGAGACAACGCCGUUUUUCCCAACCCGGACUGA